Paramecium pentaurelia is the source of this 459-nucleotide messenger RNA. The record is from the annotation of a GenBank genome assembly. NCBI's taxonomy places the organism in Eukaryota, Ciliophora, Oligohymenophorea, Peniculida, Parameciidae.
AUGAAUAUUUUUUGUUUAUUAUUUUUCUAUGAAAAUUUUAGUAAAAAUACACUACUCUAAUUAUUUUUCUAAAUCUAAAUCUAAGGGGGGAUUAAUAACUUUUUAUUAUUUACAAUUUUUAUUUUAAUAUUCAAAAGAGGUCAAUAACCACUACCACAAUAACAAUAAACUCUAACUGUAUAAAAAAAUCAAGCAGGAAAAUUUAAUCCUGUUAAAUUUGUGAAACCCAAAUUUACAAAAGAAGAGUUUUGGAAAUUAAAGAUGCUUUCAUACUUAUUUGAUAAAGAUAACUAAGUACUAAAUCAUUUCAACUAAUUGAUUUAAAGAUUGCAAUUAAAUCAUUAAGAUUUGAAGCCAAAAAUCCUAUAAUGUAUUAAAUUACAAGAGAUUUGGAUACAGUUGGAAUUGUUCAAAUAGAUUUUGCUUAAUUUUUAAAUUAAUUAGAGCAAGAAUUGGUGA